AGCGCCCCCUUUGCUUCAGAGAAAAGCAACACGGCGCUCUCACUUCACCAGCUCGAACUCUCUCCCCAAAAUGCCGUCUUUCAUCGACGGCCCCACCUUGCGCGCGCUGCUCCGGUCGUCCACCAAUGGGCGCCGUACGAAGAUCUCGGACGGCGGCGGCGGCGGCGGCGGCGGCGGGAUCUUCAAGAUGUUCAAGCUCAUGCCCAUGCUCUCCUCCGGGUGCAAGAUGGUGGCGCUGCUCGGCAAGCACAACCGCGCGCUCCUGGCCGACCACGCCACGACGGUGACGCUGUUCGGGCACCGGCGCGGCCGCGUGAGCCUGGCCAUCCACGAGGACACCCGCGCGCCGCCGCUGUUCCUGAUCGAGCUGCCCAUGCUGACGAGCGCGCUGCACCGGGAGAUCUCGUCCGGGGUGGUCAAGCUGGCGCUGGAGAGCGACACCCGCAGCGCGCGCCGCCGCCUCGUGGAGGAGUACGUCUGGGCCGUCUACUGCAACGGCCGCAAAUCCGGGUACGCCAUCCGCAGGAAGGAGGCCUCCGACGACGAGCGCCACGUGCUGCGCCUGCUGCGCGGCGUGUCCAUGGGCGCCGGCGUGCUCCCGGCGGCCCCCGAGAAGGACGGCGGCGGCGCGCCCGCGGGACCCGACGGCGAGCUCACGUACGUGCGCGCCCGCGUCGAGCGCGUCGUUGGGUCCAAGGACUCGGAGGCCUUCUACAUGAUCAACCCCGAGGAGGGUGGCAACGCCGGCGGCGAAAGUGGUGGCGGCGCGCCGGAGCUGAGCAUUUUCCUACUUUCAGAGAAGGUAGGUGCGUGCACAAAAAUGAAGUGUCUCAUCAGAACAUCGAUGUGUGAAAGGACUUCUGAACUAACGGCAACUUUCUGGAAUCGAUAGGGCUACUUGGAGUACAAUCUCU
This is a messenger RNA of Panicum virgatum (switchgrass), 914 nucleotides long. Its product is annotated as protein MIZU-KUSSEI 1-like. Bases 71 to 892 code for a protein of 273 amino acids. The record is from RefSeq and is a predicted model, not a curated record. The transcript has 2 exons. Gene Ontology annotation, biological process: hydrotropism. NCBI's taxonomy places the organism in Eukaryota, Viridiplantae, Streptophyta, Magnoliopsida, Poales, Poaceae.